Melitaea cinxia (Glanville fritillary) is the source of this 3267-nucleotide messenger RNA. RefSeq lists its product as uncharacterized. The transcript is spliced from 4 exons. Bases 1 to 3267 code for a protein of 1088 amino acids. The record is from RefSeq and is a predicted model, not a curated record. Lineage: Eukaryota; Metazoa; Arthropoda; Insecta; Lepidoptera; Nymphalidae.
AUGACGUUUGAUUCAGUGGACGUAGCAAUUCGCUUAUGUGCUGGCUAUUUGGUUCCCGCACAUUUUAUGCUAGGCGUUUGUGAAUGUAUUCUUGAAAUUUUGUAUUUGACCAAUAUUAUAUUUUUAAUAUGCUAUUUUCAGGUGGUUCCGGUUCUGCUCAUCGUACUAAUAUCGAAGAGUCAGUGUGAACUAACGAACUUAUACAACUACAACAGUAAUGGAAAAGACGCAUCACAAUUUGGAAAUUUAUUGAAACCACCUCCGCCACCACUUUUACCGAUUAUCCCAGUGCCAUUUCACGGAGGGUCAGGAAAGAUUCGUCAAAAUAAUGACUUGGGUUAUGAAUUUCAGUCUCCGCCACCACCUCCUCUAGUGCCGCAGAUCUCACCAGGGAAAGAAUUCAAAUUCCCUGCACCUUUUUAUAAGCAGUACAAUUUUAACUUCGUACCAGCACCUCACCCAUUCACAACAACCCCGUCACCUGGUUUGUUUCAAAAGGUUUCUAAUUGGCUCUUUCCUUCUCAACAAACAUCAUCUGAUAAAGAAUCACAAACCGGCUAUAAUUAUAAUAUAGCGCCUUUAAAGAAAGAUUGUAACCCAUGCAACUCGGUGCCUUGGAUCCCAGUUAUAAGAUAUGAUUUAACAUCGAAUACUGUACGUCAAAAUAAAAAUCCAACUUAUGGACCUCCCAGUCCAACAGCUAAAACUAAUAAUAAUUUUGGACAAAACUUACCACAACACUUUAAUUUCCAGAAUAGUAAUGGUAAACCAGUUCAAAUUUCAACUGGCAUACCUCAUACCCAUUAUGGACAACCCGCUCUCUCUUACUCUAAUAAUCAAUUUAAGUCUCCGAGUUCAACCUAUGGUCCUCCCAGUCCUACUCAUACAAUAAACAUCUCAACACAAACGCCCUUAAGUUCUCCAUAUUCUGAUAUCUUAUCACAUGAAAUACCGAAUACUUCUAUUGGUUUCAAUUCAAACAUUCGACUGCCUGGUUUAUCAUCGUAUAAUGGAAAUGAUUUUAUACGUCAAUCAUCUCCUAUCCCAUAUACUAAUCCUUCAGUAAGUUUUAGAAAUCAAGUAUCUUCAACGACUUACAAUCCGAUCUCAGUAAGUUAUAAUCCCGGAGCAUUGAACCAGCAUUUACCAAAACAAAAUAGUGUCGAUGAAUUUAAAGAAACAAAACCAGCAACAGAUUUGCAACUUCCGAAAGUUACACAUCCCACAGGCUUCCAAAAUUCUUAUGGAGAGCCUGUUGAUUCAUACCACUUAGAUAUUCCAUAUUCUGUUUCUGCAGCAGGUGCUGCAUCUUCUAAAAUAAAGACGGAAGUAUUACCAAAUACGUCUAUCAAAGCUCAAGGCCCAAAUAUGACGAUGUCUCUUUCGAAUCCUGCACCAUUUAGUCUUAACAGAGGUAGAAAUAUUCACACACUACAACCAGUUGCACUACCUAAUCUUAGUGUCUCACCUUUGCCUCCGAUUUUUAACGCACGACCUUUUCGGACCGUGACAACAAAAUAUUCACCGAAUAUUAUCCAAGGAAUAAAUCAUUUACAGACUGGAUCAAACGGAUUUAAUGUGGCAAAAAGUGUUCCUGUUGCAGAAUUUGUUCAUUCUAUAGACUAUCCUACAACAUUUAUAGAAUCACCUGUUAUCGACAUUGAUGAAUUAAAAAAAGCAAAUAAGUCUAAAGCUUAUAGAAAUAUUGCAAAUGGUUACGAAUUAGAUGAAAUACGUGACAUAUCUCCUCAAGCUUCCGAAGAUCACAUAUCUGCAGCAAAAUCAAAUCAAGACUCUAGUUUUGAAAAUGUUGGACUCAACAACGAUUUAUAUGAUUCAGGCAUCCCUUUUGACUUUAUACAAUCUCCUAAAAUUCCGUUUAAUCAUAAGAUAAGUUUUGCUGAUUUACGAGGCGUGAAAGAUGAAGAUGUGGACAAAUACCGCACUGAGAGUAAUUUACAGUAUAUUGAUUCCCCACUUCUGUAUUUAAAGCCAAGUGCCCCGCAUAAAAAUUACAAAAAAUUUAUGUUUACACAAACUACACCAAGUAAAGAAAACGAAUAUGAAAUUUACGAUGACUACCCAACAACUUCGCCACCAUCGCAUACUACUUCUUUAAAUCCUUGGGAAACAAGUAGGACUCAUGAUACUGAAGAUUCGUCUCAAUCCAUAACAGAGGAAGAAAAUAAAAGUCAGCCAAAAAUAGUUCAAAUUAUUGUUCCAUAUACUACUGGCCAAAGAAUAUACGAUGAUAACAAUUUUUCACCAAGUCAACCCGAUUUUACGAAUAACGAUCAACAAUAUCAAGCUCGGAAGAUCCAGUCAAACACAGAAAAUAGUUACAUUACUAUUGCAACAGAAAGUUACAGUAAUACAGUUACAACAACCGAGAUGCCAACGUCAACAACGAAUGACCACUAUGAAACAGAACGACUGAACACUCCAGCUGGUCAGAAUGACUUUUAUGAUGUUAAAGAACCGCCUUUCGAUAUCAUAAAAUUACAGCAUACAAUUGAUGACUGGACCGAACAAGAGUAUUCAAAGCAUUAUAGUAUCCCUCAGAGAACACGUUCUAAUGAAAAGUAUGCUAAACAAAUUCCUGAUGAGUAUUUCACUACAAUAAGUCCUAUAACAAACUAUGUUACUGAAAAUAACAAUUAUAAUUUUGACUCCUAUGAUCAUGAAGGCUCGAGCAGCAUUCAAUAUACAAUUACGGAGAAUCGAACCAAUCCUUAUGAAAUAAAACGUAAAGAGUACAAUGUUAUUAAGAGAAUAAAAAAUAGAUACGAUAGUGAUAAGAAUGAGGAGUCUGAAGGUAAUAAAAAACUACAUAUUUAUACAGCCCCAUCUACAUUUCGUACUACGACAACAACGACUCCUGCACCUUGGGGACUGAUACAGACUUCAAUAUCUCCCUUAACAAAUGAAAAGGUAUACGUCGUUACCUCUAAACCUUGGAAAGAAACUAACGAUUCACAAGAAUACGAAUACGAAGUUGAAAAAUUUGUAUCUAAGAAAGCGAAAAUAGAUGGUGAUGAUUCCACUUCACUAGAUGAUCUAUUAUUCCAUUCUCCCCGUUUUUCAAAUCGACCUUCGUAUGGAUUCACAACAGAUUCAUUGGAAUCUGUAAAGCCUAACUCGCCUUAUGGAUAUUCGAAGGGAUGGCAUCGAAGAAUAAAUAAUCUGGAGUAUCCUAAUUCGGCAUCUUACGAAGAGGACUCAGAUAAGGAAACUAAAACUGAACAAUCUUCAAUCACUUCCGAAUAA